Messenger RNA from Punctularia strigosozonata HHB-11173 SS5, 840 nucleotides. Its product is annotated as oxidoreductase. Lineage: Eukaryota; Fungi; Basidiomycota; Agaricomycetes; Corticiales; Punctulariaceae. The transcript is spliced from 4 exons. Gene Ontology annotation, cellular component: endoplasmic reticulum. The coding region runs from base 1 to 840 and encodes 279 amino acids. The record is from RefSeq and is a predicted model, not a curated record.
AUGAAUGCACAACAACGCGUGGUGCUCGUCACCGGUUGCUCAGAGGGUGGUAUAGGAUUCCAUUUAUGCGAAAAGUUCGCGGAUGCAGGUUGCACAGUCUAUGCCACGGCCCGAAAGAUGGAGUCGAUGGAUUCCCUAACCCAUCCCAACAUUCACAGAUGGACGUUGGACGUAACUAGCGACGAGGAUAUACAAAAAGUGACACAAACCAUCCUUCGAGACGAGGGCCGCAUUGAUAUCUUAGUCAAUAAUGCGGGAUUGCUGGGAUCCAAUCCGAUUUUGGAUGUGAAGCGGGACAUGGCCCUGGAUAUCCUGAACACAAAUGUUGUAGCACCUAUACAGCUUUCCAGAGCUGUUGCAUCCUCUAUGGCGGCUCGAGGACAUGGCCGCAUAAUCAAUAUAGGAUCCAUUUCCGGAAUCAUUCCAACUCCAUGGGAAGGCUUGUAUUGUGCAUCAAAAGCCGCCCUCAACUCGAUCACCGAAACGCUCUGGAUGGAGUGCCAUCCCUUGAACGUCGACGUCAUGCUGGUUACACCUGGUGCCGUCAGGUCAAAAUUAUCCACCAACGCGUCAGGCCGUUUCGCGCUGGCCUCAGACAGUCUGUACAAACCGUACUUGGACCACAUAAUCGCUCGGAUCAACUACAGCCAAGGAAGGGGGUCUAUGCCCACACAGAAAAUGGCAGAACAAGUGGUAACGGCGGCGUUAUCGAAGAAACUACCUCGUUACAUCACUAUGGGCGGAAAUAGUACUAUAGUGCAUCUCCUGGCAUGGUUUCCCCGUGGACUAGUACUCUGGCUUUUUUGGAAGAAAUUUUCCGGUGAAUGGAACUGGGCCUAA